AGAGAGAGAGAGAGAGAGAGAGAGAGAGAGAGAGAGAGCGAGGAUCUCAGUGCGCAGUGCGGAGCUGAAAACAUGAACAGCGUUGCAUUGAUCAGCAGGGUUUGUGCAUGAUGCAUUAGACACACAGGUGCGAUUUGACGGGGAUCAUGCGCGCGAUGCGCUCGAGCGUCUCUUCGCGGGGGAAAGUGUCUUCAUGAGUGUCCAAAGUAACAGCAACAGCAGUGGAAGUUUGGACGGAGCGCCAUCUUGCUCUCAGUUCUCGACUGGAUCUCCGACCCCGGGCUCAGUUUCUCCGCUCGAUAUCUGCGCUCCGCGGAGGCGUAAGGGAGGUAUGGAUGAACUGCAUUCUCUGGAUCCACGCCGGCAGGAGCUUUUGGAGGCACGUUUCAUCGGAGCAGUUAGUGGAAAUACAGGAGGAAGCACAGGGAGCGCGAGUGGAGGACCUAAAGGUUUGAACAAUAACGAAUGUUCCAGUCACAGUUUUGGCAGCCUGGGGUCAUCCAGUGACAAGGAGUCUGAGAACUCUGACAUAAAGAAAGGAGGAUCGCCUGCAUAUUCGACUCCAGAGAAGAAGCACUCCGAGUCAUCCAGAGGAAGAAAGAGGAAGGUCGACAACCAGUCAGAGAGCAGCCAAGGAAAGUCUUCCGGCCGAGGGCCCAAGAUCAGCGAUUAUUUUGAUUUCCAGGGAGGAAACGGAUCCAGUCCGGUCCGAGGGCUUCCUCCGGUCCUGCGAUCGCCGCAGAACUCUCACUCCGCACCCGGCUCUAUCGUCAGACAGAACAGCUCCUCGCCCACCAGCCUGUGUUUCAUGGAUCACACGAUGAAUCCCAAACAGCUGAGCAGCAGAAGUGUCCAGACGGAUUUGACACUGUUGAAGCUGGCUGCACUUGAGAGCAAUAAGAAUCUUGACCUUGAGAAGAAGGAGGGCAGAAUAGAUGAUCUACUCAGGGCGAACUGUGACCUCCGCAGACAGAUAGAUGAGCAGCAGAAGCUGCUGGAACGUUUCAAGGAGCGUCUGAACAAAUGCACUACGAUGAGUAAAAAACUGCUCAUUGAGAAGAGCACUCAAGAGAAGCAGUCCUGCCGUGAGAAGAGCAUGCAGGACCGUCUGCGUCUAGGGCAUUUCACCACAGUCAGGCACGGAGCGUCCUACACGGAGCAGUGGACAGACGGAUAUGCCUUUCAGAACCUGGUCAAGCAGCAGGAGUGGAUAAACCAGCAGCGGGAAGAGAUCGAGAGGCAGCGGAAACUUCUAGCGAAGCGCAAACCUCCCAGCACCCCCUCCUCCCAGAGCCCGACCCCCAAUGAGUCCAAACAGAGAAAGACCAAAGCUGUCAAUGGAGCCGACAACGACCCCUUCCUCAAACCCAGCCUGCCCACACUGCUGACUGUAGCAGAGUAUCACGAGCAGGAAGAAAUCUUCAAACUGAGACUGGGUCAUCUCAAAAAGGAGGAGGCUGAGAUCCAGGCGGAGCUGGAGCGUUUGGAGCGUGUGAGGAAUCUGCACAUUCGAGAACUUAAAAGAAUCAACAAUGAGGACAGUUCUCAGUUUAAAGACCAUCCAACCCUAAAUGAAAGGUAUCUUCUCUUACACUUGCUGGGAAGAGGAGGUUUCAGUGAAGUUUAUAAGGCAUUUGACCUGUUUGAGCAGCGAUACGCCGCUGUGAAGAUCCACCAGCUCAACAAGAACUGGAGAGAAGAGAAGAAGGAGAACUACCACAAACAUGCCUGUAGAGAAUAUAGAAUCCACAAGCAACUGGAUCAUCCCAGAAUAGUCAAACUCUACGACUACUUUUCCCUGGACACUGACACAUUCUGCACUGUUCUGGAGUUCUGUGAGGGGAAUGAUCUCGAUUUCUAUCUGAAGCAGCACAAGCUGAUGUCCGAGAAAGAGGCUCGCUCCAUCGUCAUGCAGAUAGUCAACGCCCUCCGAUACCUCAAUGAGAUCAAACCGCCCAUCAUCCACUACGACCUGAAACCAGGAAACAUCCUGUUGGUGGACGGAACAGCAUGCGGGGAGAUCAAGAUCACAGACUUUGGCCUGUCUAAAAUCAUGGAUGACGACAGCUAUGGCGUGGACGGGAUGGACCUGACGUCGCAGGGAGCCGGGACCUACUGGUAUUUGCCACCAGAGUGUUUUGUCGUCGGUAAAGAACCUCCAAAGAUCUCUAAUAAAGUAGACGUGUGGUCCGUGGGCGUUAUUUUCUUCCAGUGCCUGUAUGGACGAAAGCCGUUUGGCCACAAUCAAUCCCAGCAAGACAUCCUUCAAGAGAACACCAUCCUGAAAGCCACCGAGGUGCAGUUUCCUGCCAAACCUGUGGCGAGCAACGAGGCCAAGGCGUUUAUCCGCCGCUGUCUGGCUUACAGGAAGGAGGAUCGCUUUGACGUCCACCAGCUGGGAAGCGACUCGUACCUGCUUCCUCACAUGAGACGAUCCAAUUCAUCGGGCAACUUGCAGGCCACGCCCGCAAGCCCCGCCUCUUCAGGAAUCAUCUCCUACUGAUUGGCUGAUCGAUCUUGAUUGACGGUUCUGAUGGCGAGUUCCCUCCUUCGUCACCUCGGGGUGGACAGGAAGGGGGCCGGGCUAUAUGUCAGCUGUAGGACACGCCCACAGCGGCCACAGUGACUGCCAUUGAUAUUGGGGCAGGAAUGGCUGAUGUCAUUUCCUGCGUGGAUCCAGAUGUCAGUCAGAGCUAGAACCAUUUGAAAAUGGAUAUUUGUUUUUUACAAAAGGCAUUUUGUGGAGUAGAUUUGGGAGGGUCGCGCUAACGUUUUAGCUUCUUGUUGAUAUCCUCCCUGAGCUAUGCCUCUGUAACGGGGUGUUUUGUUUUGUGUAAGUGUGAAAUUUAGAGACAAUUAAUUGUAGUGUGAUUGGAAAUAGAAGAAUGAGUGUUUUAAUGUGACACAACGGUGUCUGUAAGAGAAACUGCGUGUGUGCGCGCGCCUCUAAAUGGAUGUUUUAUGCCACAGCGUUAUAUGUUGGCUGUUCAUAACAUACAUGUGUUGGGCACAGAUUGCAAGGUGUGUGUGUUACAGAAAUGCUGUGUCUAUUUUACUUCGAAGUAAAAAUGUCAGUUUAUGUUU
Molecule: messenger RNA, 3084 nt
Organism: Puntigrus tetrazona (Sumatra barb)
Lineage: Eukaryota; Metazoa; Chordata; Actinopteri; Cypriniformes; Cyprinidae
Gene: tlk1b
Product: tousled-like kinase 1b
Exons: 22
Coding region: 194-2503 (769 amino acids)
Biological process (GO): chromosome segregation; peptidyl-serine phosphorylation; intracellular signal transduction
Cellular component (GO): nucleus
Molecular function (GO): ATP binding; protein serine/threonine kinase activity
Source: RefSeq, a predicted model, not a curated record